Messenger RNA from Penicillium alfredii, 1497 nucleotides. RefSeq lists its product as uncharacterized. Lineage: Eukaryota; Fungi; Ascomycota; Eurotiomycetes; Eurotiales; Aspergillaceae. Bases 1 to 1497 code for a protein of 498 amino acids. The transcript has a single exon. The record is from RefSeq and is a predicted model, not a curated record.
AUGUCUGCAGAUCUGUUCGCAGAGUUCGGUCAGGGCUCUGCCCCUGCACAAGGAUCCACAGGCCGACAGCAGACAGGGCAAGCAUCUUCAUUGAUCCCGGAAUUAGAACAGUCCGGCGAUGAUUUCUUCGGAGCGGGUGGCUUGCAACAGAUCAGACCGCAACCUCCAAGCCUAGGAGUUGUUUCUAGUCGGUCUGCAGCACCAGCUCCUCGGCAGCCUCCUGGGUUUCAGAUAUUUGAUAUUCCCCGGCAACGAGACAGCGAUGUGCUGUUUGAUGCCACUCUCGACGCGCCCGCCAGCGAGGAUGAUGACGACUGGGGUGAAUUCGAGGGUCCCGAGUCAACUCCCCAGCAAGGUCCCUCGAGCCAUGCACCAGUAAAAACUGUACUUCCCAAUCCACAGCCUCGUCAAGAUACGGGGAGUAUCUCUGGGACCAUCGACCUGUUGGAUUCGCUCACAAUAUCGAAUCAAACUACGAAACCACCGGUGACGCAAGUCUCCGGGAAGAAACCUCAACCUCAACCCAGCAAGAACGUCUGCAACCAAACGUGGGACGAUGACUCGUUUGAUGACUGGGGCGAUUUCACCGACGGUCCCCCAGUCAAGAAAUCUCCAUCAAGACCUACAGAGAAGAAAAAGCCCCAACCACAUCUCAAAGUCAAGCCCAGCAACCCUCCCCCAACAACCUGGGAGGACGAUUCCUUCGACGACUGGGCAGACUUCACCGACGGGCCAAGCACCAAACCCACACCAAUCAAAACCAAAAAGCCCAGCGCAUCCCAUCCAGCCCCAGGACCAGCCGCGAACAGCUUUCUCUCUGGCACCGCAGCACCAGCCACCGCCGUCCGACCAACGAACAUCCCGCCCCCAUCAGUACUGAUGGAGCUCCUCCAAGACGUACUAGAGCAACAACAAAAAGAAGCCACACAGGCCAGAUCACAGCAGCGAUCCUCCAACACCACAGCCACGCCACCACCAACAACAACAAUAGCAGCCACGGCCUCGGCCAUCCACGUCACACUCCAAACAACAGCACGCAUCAUCGCCGGCCGCAGCCUCCGCUGGAAGCGCGACACAAUCCUCAGCCAGAGCAUGCGGAUCGGGCCCGCGCACUCCGGGAAAGCAGGCGGCAUGAAACUCAACACUGUUAACAAGAACGAAAACGUCAAGGAGGAGCAGGAGGCCGUCGACGUUCUGGGGCUCUGGCGCGAACGCGCCGUGCUCUUCAACGCCGUCGUCCAAGCUGCGGGACUGCGGCCCGUGCCCGCGGUGGCGCAGCCCAGUGCGCUGAAGGUCGUGACGGAGCGGCCGGAGCAGGGCGCGCUGAAGGCGGCGCAUGCGUGUGCGCUGUGUGCGCUCAAGAGAGAUGAGCGCGUGUUGCGCGUUGACGAGGAGACUGUGCAGGAUAGUUUCGGCGAGUACUGGACGGACCAUUGGGGGCAUACGGCAUGUCGCCAGUUCUGGGAGACGAAUCGGCAUUUAUUGGGGCAGCGAUGA